AUGGCUUUUUCUGAAGAAUCAUUAAGAGAGAUUCUACUGAGUUUACCUGUGAAAUCGUUGUUAAGAUUCAAAUGUGUGUGCAAAAAAUGGGGCAAUCUUAUCAAUAACCCUAGCUUCACUAUAGACCACUGUAAGAAGAAGAAGCCUCCGCAACACUUGAUUUAUGAUUAUGGUGCAACCGAUGAUGCUCCGACUGUCACUUUGGUUUCCGAUAAGGGUAUAGAUGAACAAAAAAAUUUUCAAAGAUUUGGAGAUAAUAUUACCAACUUGUUAGGUUCUAUUGAUGGUGUGUUUUUCAUAGAAAGACAAAUUGAUAAUGCCAUUUUGUGUACAUUAUGGAAUCCAGCUAACAGAGAGGUGAGACACCUCCCUGCCGCAACAAUUGAUUUUAUACCUUAUAAUAAACACUAUCGUCAUUUAGUGUUCGGAUUAGAGCCUAUGACUAAGGAUUAUAAAGUGCUUUACUAUGAUCCUUUGAAAGAAUAUGCAGCGGUCUACUCAGGUUGUAGGGAUUCAUGGAGAAUAUUCAAACAUAACCUAGACGUAGACGUAGAUGAAAAUAAUAUAUUUGAAAUAAACAGUUUAAAAACUACUGAUUAUCUGAAUGGAUAUUACUAUUGGCUGGUAAGGGAGAAUAAUAAAUGUAGAAUUGUUUCAUUUGACUUUGGGAAUGAGGUGUUUGUAGAUAUGGAAGGGCCACCAGCUGGUCACGAGGAUUAUCAUUGGUUGGCAAGUCUGAUGUUGCUUGGUGACUCCCUUGGCAUCUUGAACUUUGUCGACGGGUUUGUUCAUGAUGUAUGGAUAAUGAUACAACCAGGCGUUUGGAACAAACUUGUGACCAUUCAUCUCACUACGCGUAUUAAGUCAUAUUAUGACAACUCUAUCAUUUUGGUAACUAGAAGUUCCCGACUGGUCUCAUAUAAUGUUAGGACAAACAAGACAAGGCUUUUUGAAUUUCGUCAUCAUGGCCUGCAUUCUAAUCGAGAUUUUGGUGGUUGUGAGGUUUACUAUUAUAAAGAGAGCUUAGUAACAAUUAAACGACAAGGGAAUAGUGAGCUCCAUCUCAAUCGUUGUAUGACAAGGGCCACAUAUUAA
Messenger RNA from Solanum tuberosum (potato), 1095 nucleotides. Its product is annotated as F-box/kelch-repeat protein At3g23880-like. Gene Ontology annotation, molecular function: protein binding. Lineage: Eukaryota; Viridiplantae; Streptophyta; Magnoliopsida; Solanales; Solanaceae. Bases 1 to 1095 code for a protein of 364 amino acids. The transcript has a single exon. The record is from RefSeq and is a predicted model, not a curated record.